Molecule: messenger RNA, 1265 nt
Organism: Leptonychotes weddellii (Weddell seal)
Lineage: Eukaryota; Metazoa; Chordata; Mammalia; Carnivora; Phocidae
Source: RefSeq, a predicted model, not a curated record
CAUUCACCUGGCUGUUAAGGCUGACAGGAUUUUGUGGUUGUCUCCAUCCCCGAGGCUCCGUGGACGCCCUUCCUGGGAGCACAUAUCCAGUGUCCUCUGGGGAGUAGUGGAGGAUUGGGACAACGGUGGCAAAGUCGCAAGGAGUCACAUCCUCGACAAUUUCAUCAAGACCAACCAAGGCAAGACCUCUCCUGAACUGGAGCAAGAGUUUUCCCAGGGAGCCAGCUUGUUCCUGGUACGCUUGACCACCUGGCUUAGGCUCAUCUAUAUGACUGGCUCCUGUUUAGAUAAGCUUCUAAAGUCUAUUGGCAUCUUCUUGUCAGCGGUGAGCAGUAAUCGGUACCUUAGAGAAUUUCUGGAAGUUGGAGGCGUCCUAACACUCUUGGAAAUACUUGGGCUGGAGAAGAUCAGGGAGGAGGACAAGAAGGAAUCCAUCAAGCUACUUCAGGUUAUUGCAAACCAUGGCAGGAAGUACAAGGAGCUCAUCUGUGAAAGCUAUGGUGUACGAUCCAUAGCAGAAUUUUUGGCAAAGUCUAAAUCCGAAGAGACCCAGGAAGAAGUGCAGCUUCUGUUGGAUUCUUUGGUCCACGGAAACCCCAAGUACCAGAAUCAAGUCUACAAAGGUCUAAUAGCUUUGCUGUCCUGCGCAUCACCAAAAGCUCAGCAGCUGUCCCUGCAGACUCUCAGGACUGCGCAGUCGAUCAUUGGAACCACCCACCCCAGCAUCGUGGAGUGCGUGCUGAAGGUGCUGCGCACAAUGCACCUCGAAGUCCAGUAUGAAGCCAUCUAUGGACUGGACUGCUUUGAGGCUCUGGGGAGGCAGAGCUGCCUCAGAUACGUUCGCUGGAGUUCACAGUCGUGGAGAGACUCUGACUGAUGACGGCGGUACUCCGCGGUGAGAAAGGGAGAGACCCAGGACGGCCACUCCUCGGUGGUCCAGAGUGGAGGCAGAGGGAGAACAGGCCAGAUAGAGCUACUUGAAAGCUAAUUUCUGAGGUAAGUCUAGAAGAAUAAGUAACAAGAGGCAGGUGAAGAAGACUCUUCUUCCUGAUAAUGGUAGGCUAGGAAAUUUGGAUCAGUCCCCCUUCUGGAGGGAUUGAUGUUGAGUUGUUUUUACUCACAACACUUCUCACACCAAAUGGGGGGAGGGGGGUUUCCACACCAAGCAAUUGUCCAGUUCUUCGCAGACAUCAAUUGGGUACCCUGUAAUUCAGUUCAAUUCUGACACUACCCGGAGUUAGCUUCAGACUCCACAGGUUUAAGGG